AUGGGAGGAGCUUCAAUGCCUCCAGACUCUCCUGUCGACGUUUGUGAAGACACCUUCAUCUACUGGAUCGAUUUGCCAUACCAUCUGAAAAUUGAAGUUCUGCGAAAUCUUCCCUUUCCAACCUUGUGGAACUUCAUGUUCCUCAGCAAAGAAUGCAUGGCUUUGUCCUCGAAACUGAAGCCUGAAGUUAAUGGUGUCUUCCUUUUACACGAACCGAAUAGAGUACGGCAAAAUGCAAACAUGGGGAAUUGCUCGGCAACUAUCAUCGUCUACUACCUGCCGCGCGGAUCUACUGACCCGGAUUUGCGAAAAAAUUAUACCAUAAGAUUUACCAACAUUAAUGAAGGAUGCACGGUGAGCAGAGAAGAUGAUAUGCGCAUAGCAAGUACGGGACCGACUUAUACGAACGAGUCCUGCUAUGCGGUUUCGAUGCGUGUCCUUUUCAAUAUGACAAAAUAUAUGAAGUCGGAGCAAAUAUCAAUGGAAAUAGGCUCAGUAAGAACGGAAGUACGGCAUGUAUUGGAUGAAUUACCGAAAACAGCAUCACUUUGCUGUGAACGACUCACCGUUCAUGCACAUAGCCUUGCUGUUCUCACUUCACUCAUCCCUCAUGUAAACCCCGGUUGUAGACUAUGGACAUAUGAUAGUGAUAUUUUCAACAUACCUGCCAAUGUUUUCAUCGACUCCGACAUAUUUGAUCUCGAAACGGUGAGGUUCUCUCAGUCUUUCAUAAUGUAG
Molecule: messenger RNA, 738 nt
Organism: Cylicostephanus goldi
Lineage: Eukaryota; Metazoa; Nematoda; Chromadorea; Rhabditida; Strongylidae
Source: the annotation of a GenBank genome assembly